CCCAUUAAUUUCAGACCCCCUCCUCCGCCCUAAAAAGUUUCCAAAACGAUGCCACAAAAAUGAACACCACCACCUGCCAUGGUCGACUUCCCCAAAACCCUCUCCCCAAAGCGCCUCCUCAAACUCCUCCAAUCCGAAAAGAACACCCGCUCCGCCCUCGCCCUCCUCGACUCCGCCACUCGCCGCCACCCCAACUACCCCCACUCCCCGGACGUCUUCCACCACAUCCUCCGCCGCCUCUCCCACCCCUCCCUCGUCUCCCACGUCCCGGGCGUUGUCGACCUCAUCCGCACCCAGAAAUGCCGCUGCCCCGAGGACGUCGCAUUAACCGUCAUCAAAGCCUACGCCAAAAACUCAAUGCCGGACAAAGCUCUCCAAGUGUUCCAACAAAUGCAAGAGACUUUCGGCUGCGAGCCCGGCAUCCGCUCCUACAAUUCACUGCUGAACGCCUUCAUUGAGUCGAAUCAGUGGGACCGGGCCGAGCAGCUGUUUACUUAUUUCGAAACGAUUGGGCUGGCCCCUAAUCUGCAGACUUACAAUACUCUGAUCAAGGUUUCGUGCAAGAAGAAGCAGUUUGCGAAGGCGAGGGGGUUGCUGGAGUGGAUGUCGGAGAAGGGAUUGAAGCCGGAUGUCAUCAGUUACGGAACUCUGAUCAAUGCGCUUGCGAAAAGUGGGAUGCUGGAGGAUGCAUUGGAGGUGUUCGACGAAAUGCCUGAGAGGGGAGUGAGUGCUGAUGUCAUGUGUUAUAAUAUUUUGAUGGAUGGGUGCUUUCGGGGAGGCGAUUAUGCGGGGGCGAAGGAGGUUUGGGAGAGGUUGGUGAUGGACUCGGGGGCGUAUCCGAAUGUGGUGAGUUAUAAUGUUAUGAUUAGCGGGUUGUGUAAAUGCGGGAGGUUUGAGGAGAGUUUGGAGAUAUGGGGUAGGAUGAAGAGGAAUGAGAGAGGGUGUGACUUGUUUACUUGUAGUUCUUUGAUCCAGGGGUUGUGUAAAGCGGGGAAUGUGGAUGAGGCGGAGAGAGUUUAUAGGGCUAUGGUCGAGAAGGGAGUAAUGCCGGACGUGGUUAUGUAUAAUACAAUGCUGGAUGGGUUCUGCCGAGCUGGGAGGAUUGAACAGUGCUUUGAGUUGUGGGAGGUGAUGGAGAAGGGUGAUUGUCUUAAUGUUGUGAGUUAUAACAUAUUGAUCAAAGGGUUGUUUAAAAAUGGGAAGAUGGAGGAAGCAAUGUCUGUUUGGGAAUUGAUGCAUGAGAAGGCUUGCGUUGCAGAUUCCACAACGUAUGGAGUUUUACUUCAUGGCUUGUGUAAGAAUGGUUAUUUGAACAAGGCUUUGAAGAUUUUAACUGAGGCAGAAAAUGCAAGAGCUGAUCUUGAUGUCUUUGCGUAUUCCUCUUUAAUUAAUUGGUUAUGCAAAGAAGGGAGACUAGAUGAAGCAGCCAGGAUGCUUGAUCAGAUGGCCAAAUGUGGCUAUAAACCAAAUUCUCAUGUCUGCAAUUCAUUGAUACAUGGUUUUAUCCAAGCUUCCAAAUUUGAAGAUGCAAUUGGGUUUUUUAGGGCAAUGUCCACCAACUAUUGCUCUCCAAAUGUUGUCUCCUACAAUACUUUGAUAAAUGGCUUAUGCAAAGUUGGAAGAUUUAGUGACGCGUAUGUGUUUGUGAGGGAAAUGCUGGAGGAAGGCCAGAAGCUGGAUGUGAUCACAUAUAGUUUGUUAAUUGAUGGACUCUGUCAAGACAGGAAGAUUGACAUGGCCCUCAACUUGUGGAAUCAAGCCCUUGACAAGGGAUUCGAGCCUGAUGUAACUAUGUACAACAUCAUGAUUCAUGGACUUUGCUGUGCAGGCAAAGCAGAAGGUGCUUUGCAGCUAUAUUUUCAGAUGGGGGGUCGGAAUUGUGUUCCGAAUCUAGUGACGCAUAACACCUUAAUGGAGGGUUUUUACAAAAUUAGGGACUGUGGAAAGGCAUCACAAAUUUGGGCUCGCAUUUUAAAAGAUGGGCUACGACCAGAUAUAAUUUCCUAUAAUAUUACUCUCAAAGGGCUUUGUUCAUGCAGUAGAAUUUCAGAUGCUGUUGGGUACUUAGAAAAAGCUCUGCAUCAUGGAGUUCGUCCAACUCAUAUAACGUGGCACAUACUUGUUAGGGCAGUGGUCAACAAUGGGGCCACUACGCAGUCUUCUUGUGGUUAAAGUGUGAAUGAAUAGGGAUGCUUUAAACUACCAUGCCGCACUUGAAGAGAUCCAGCCCCUCAUAGAGUCCACAGAUGCCAAGAUAUCUACUGAUAAUGGACCAUGCGCUUUGGUGUAUUCUUCAUGAAGAACAUGGUUUUCUUUCAAAAGUAACGCAAGAGUUCUUUUACGAAUGAAGGACAAGAUAUUGGUCACUAUUUGACAGAAGUAUGAUCUGAGUAACCAAACCCACUAAAAUUACCCCGAGAAAUGCAACUUUUCUCCAAUCGGGCGUUGAAGUGAUGAAAGAAUCAACAAUUUCUAUGAGUAGCAGGCCAAUUAAUACAAGAUUCCUCAAACGCCUGCAUACGGCUGUCCAUAUUCUCCAUUAUCUGCUAGUCACAAAUGAACAAGAAUUGGAUUAUCUACAGAUUUCACAGCAAGUCACGUUUUGGAUCUUUAAUGCAGAUAUUGGAAAUAAAACAG
Molecule: messenger RNA, 2637 nt
Organism: Argentina anserina (silverweed cinquefoil)
Lineage: Eukaryota; Viridiplantae; Streptophyta; Magnoliopsida; Rosales; Rosaceae
Product: pentatricopeptide repeat-containing protein At3g09060
Exons: 5
Coding region: 79-2172 (697 amino acids)
Molecular function (GO): protein binding
Source: RefSeq, a predicted model, not a curated record